Messenger RNA from Ornithorhynchus anatinus (platypus), 599 nucleotides. Its product is annotated as hemoglobin subunit epsilon. The transcript has 3 exons. NCBI's taxonomy places the organism in Eukaryota, Metazoa, Chordata, Mammalia, Monotremata, Ornithorhynchidae. Gene Ontology annotation, molecular function: oxygen carrier activity; organic acid binding; peroxidase activity. Gene Ontology annotation, biological process: oxygen transport; hydrogen peroxide catabolic process. The record is from RefSeq and is a predicted model, not a curated record. Bases 31 to 474 code for a protein of 147 amino acids. Gene Ontology annotation, cellular component: hemoglobin complex; haptoglobin-hemoglobin complex; blood microparticle.
GUUUUCAAGCAAACUUGCAAAUCCGACACAAUGGUGCAUCUGAGCGCUGAGGAGAAGUCUGCCAUCACCACCCUUUGGGGCAAGGUGAACCCAGAGGAGCACGGAGGCGAAGCCCUGGCCAGGCUGUUGGUUGUCUACCCCUGGACCCAGAGGUUCUUUGACUCCUUCGGCAACCUGUCCUCCGCCUCCGCUGUGCUGGGAAACCCCAAGGUCAAGGCCCAUGGGAAGAAGGUGCUGACUUCCUUUGGCGAUGCCGUCAAGAACCUCGACAACCUCAAGGGCACCUUCUCCAAGCUGAGUGAAUUGCACUGCGACAAGCUCCACGUGGACCCUGAGAACUUCAGGCUCCUGGGGAACGUGCUGGUCGUGGUCCUGGCCCGUCACUUCGGCAAGGACUUCACCCCCGAGGUGCAGGCUGCCUGGCAGAAGUUGGUGGCCGGUGUGGCCAGUGCCCUGGCCCACAAGUACCACUGAGUCCCGCAAUGCCAAAAUGGCCUCCCCCACCUUCCGGUCUCUUGUCCUGCCAACCGCAGAACAGUCCUGCUGGCCUCUGGGGGUUGCCCUGGCCCAAUAAAGAGCUUUCCGUCUAGUCUUAAACA